This is a messenger RNA of Acomys russatus (golden spiny mouse), 954 nucleotides long. Its product is annotated as olfactory receptor 2AG2-like. Bases 1 to 954 code for a protein of 317 amino acids. Gene Ontology annotation, cellular component: membrane. Gene Ontology annotation, molecular function: olfactory receptor activity; G protein-coupled receptor activity. The transcript has a single exon. The record is from RefSeq and is a predicted model, not a curated record. NCBI's taxonomy places the organism in Eukaryota, Metazoa, Chordata, Mammalia, Rodentia, Muridae. Gene Ontology annotation, biological process: G protein-coupled receptor signaling pathway.
AUGGAGUUCAGGAACUUGUCCUUUGGAAGUGGCUUCAUCUUGGUGGGGAUUCUGGAUGACAGUGGCUUUCCUGAACUGCUCUGUGCCACUAUCACAGUACUCUACAUGUUGGCUUUGACCAGCAAUGGACUGCUGCUCCUGGUCAUCACCAUGGAUGCCCGGCUGCACGUGCCCAUGUAUCUCCUCCUUGGGCAGCUCUCUCUCAUGGACCUCCUCCUGACAUCAGUCAUUACACCAAAGGCUAUCAUGGAUUUUCUUCUGAGAGAUAACACUAUCUCCUUCGGAGGUUGUGCCCUCCAGAUGUUCCUGGAACUGGCAAUGGGUGGUGCAGAGGACCUUCUUCUAGCCUUCAUGGCCUAUGACAGGUAUGUGGCGAUUUGUCAUCCUCUGAACUACAUGAUCUUCAUGAGGCCAAGGGUCUGCUGGCUCAUGGUGGCCACAUCAUGGAUACCAGCAGUCCAAAUGUCCCUGGCAUUUACCAUCAACACCAUGUGGUAUCCUUUCUGUAAAUCCCGGCAGAUCAGACAUCUGUUCUGUGAGAUGCCUCCCUUGCUGGAGCUGGCCUGUGCAGAUACUUCUAGUUAUGAGCUUGUGGUUUAUUCGGCAGGUGUGCUCAUGUUAAUUCUCCCUCUUACUGCCAUCUUUUUCUCUUAUGCACGAAUUCUGUUCACUGUUCUCCACAUGCCCUCAAAUGAGGGCAGGAAGAAAGCCCUUGUUACCUGCUCUUCACACAUGACUGUCGUGGGCAUGUACUUUGGGGCCCUCACAGUCAUGUAUGUUCUACCCAGCUCCUACCACAGUCCCAAGCAAGACAAUAUCCUCUCUGUUUUCUACACAAUUGUCACCCCAGCUCUGAACCCCCUCAUCUACAGCCUGAGGAAUAAGGAAGUGACUGGGGCUUUGAGGAGAGUUCUGAGAAAUACUCGUUGUCAUCAUCAUGUACACUCAAGGUAG